Messenger RNA from Paramuricea clavata, 495 nucleotides. The record is from the annotation of a GenBank genome assembly. NCBI's taxonomy places the organism in Eukaryota, Metazoa, Cnidaria, Anthozoa, Malacalcyonacea, Plexauridae.
AUGAUCAAGCCUGAUCUUGGUAACAUCUCAGAACUAUCGCAACAAAUAUACAACUACAGAGUAUGUAGAGCAAGAAGAGUUAUCGAGAACUCGUUUGGAAUUAUGGCUACAAGGUUCAGAACAUAUAGACGUCCCAUAAUUGCCAAUGUAGAAACUGUGAAAAAUGUUGUUAAGGCUACAUUGGCCUUGCAUAAUUUCUUACUAAUUACUCAACGCAAAGAGGAAGCAUACAGUUACUGUUCCCAGCACUUUGUCGACCAAAAUGGCACAAGAGGAAGGGUCAUACCCGGACAGCGGAGACAGGAGAUAGGAGCAACAGAUGGCUUGUCUAGACUUGAUAGAAAUGCAAGAGGUUCAAACAACUCUUCAAAGUCUGCACAGCAAGAGCGGGAUGAUUAUAAAGAAUACUUUAAUUCUCCUACAGGUGCUGUGACCUGGCAAAUUGAUGCAGUUACAGCAACAACAGAUCCCUUUGAUGCAAGAAAAAUUGUUUGA